UCUUCCGCAGGGCCCCCAAACGCAGUAGAGAGAGGGAAGCAGAGGGGGCUGGCUUGGGGUCAGCAGUGAGCAGUUUUCUAGGCGGAAGAAGAUCUAGAAGGCAGAGGCUAACUGUGUCCGGCAUGAUGGAUUCCUGGGCUCCCAGAACGGCUGGGCUGGAAGGAACCUCGAAAAAGGAACUACCGUCACGUGCCCCGUGCCAGAGCUGGGCACUUUCGUGAACAUUGUCUUAACACUCCUAACUCUGCUUCGAGGGAAUAGCCUUAGCGGUUGGACUACAAAUCCCAUGUCGCCAUCCCUUCUUUCCCUCGGUCGCCAUCUUGGCUGUAGUCCCCGCCCCGUUCCCUUCCAUUGUCUGGACUGAAGAUAAUAGAGGGGAGCCGAGAAGACUGCAACUCCCGUCAGGCUCUGCGCCACCGGGUGCGGGAUUUUGAUAUUACAGGCGGGCGAGGUGCCCAAGGUGGCAGAAUGAAGCGACCAGGAGAGGCUAGGUAGCCUGCCAUCUUUAUGGUAGUCUCUUCAUCCUACCGGUUCCGCCAUUCUUAAGGAAUACUAGAAGGUUAGAAAACUACUAUUCCCAUCGCACCUCAUAAGAUCGGCUUCUAGUCAGGUGUACGCCCCUCUUCCGCCAUCUUGCUUGUAGUCCUCGUUUCUUUUCACCUUUCCAUUGUUCCUGACGAGUAGAAAUGGCAGCGGGAAGGCGGCAGAUGGACUGCGACUCCCGUCAGCCCUCGGCGUUGCUGACGCCCCCAAUGUCGUCGAGCAGCCGGGGGCCGGGGGCCGGAGCGCGCCGACGCCGAACCCGCUGCCGCCGCUGCCGGGCCUGUGUGCGAACUGAGUGCGGGGACUGCCACUUCUGCAGAGACAUGAAGAAGUUCGGGGGGCCUGGGCGCAUGAAGCAGUCGUGCCUGCUCCGGCAGUGCACUGCCCCCGUGCUCCCACACACAGCUGUGUGCCUCUUGUGUGGGGAGGCUGGGAAGGAGGACACAGUGGAGGGAGAGGAAGAGAAAUUUGGUUUGAGCCUCAUGGAGUGUACAAUCUGCAACGAAAUCGUCCACCCUGGCUGCCUGAAGAUGGGGAAGGCUGAGGGUGUCAUCAAUGCAGAGAUCCCCAACUGCUGGGAGUGCCCUCGCUGUACCCAGGAAGGCCGCACCAGCAAGGAUUCAGGUGAGGGGCCAGGCCGCCGCAGAGCUGACAACGGUGAGGAGGGCGCCAGCCUAGGGAGUGGAUGGAAGCUGACGGAGGAGCCGCCACUUCCACCGCCCCCGCCUAGGCGAAAGGGCCCUCUACCUGCUGGGCCUUCCCCGGAGGACAUGCCUGGGCCCCCCAAACGAAAGGAAAGGGAGGCAGGGAAUGAGCCCCCCACCCCAAGGAAAAAGGUGAAAGGAGGUCGAGAGAGGCACCUGAAGAAGGUGGGUGGAGAUGCCUGCCUCCUCCGAGGAUCGGACCCAGGCGGCCCUGGCCUUCUGCCCCCCAGGGUUCUGAAUCCAAGCCAGGCAUUCUCGUCCUGCCACCCUGGGCUCCCUCCCGAGAACUGGGAGAAACCAAAGCCACCUUUGGCCUCUGCUGAGGGCCCGGCAGUGCCAUCCCCAUCCCCACAAAGGGAGAAGCUAGAACGUUUCAAGCGAAUGUGCCAGCUGUUGGAGCGGGUGCCUGACACCUCUUCUUCCUCCUCGGACUCGGAUUCCGAUUCCGACUCAUCAGGCACUUCGUUGAGUGAGGAUGAGGCCCCUGGCGAGGCCCGGAAUGGGCGACGGCCAGCCCGGGGUAGCUCUGGCGAGAAGGAAAACCGCGGGGGACGGCGGGCUGUGCGCCCUGGCAGUGGGGGGCCCUUGCUCAGCUGGCCCCUGGGCCCUGCCCCACCACCCCGGCCUCCACAACUGGAGCGGCAUGUGGUACGGCCCCCGCCUCGAAGCCCUGAGCCUGACACGCUGCCUUUGGCUGCUGGAUCCGACCACCCUCUGCCCAGGGCUGCUUGGCUUCGUGUCUUCCAGCACCUUGGGCCCCGAGAGCUGUGUAUCUGCAUGCGGGUCUGCCGGACUUGGAGCCGCUGGUGCUACGACAAACGUCUGUGGCCUAGAAUGGACUUGAGCAGGCGGAAGUCACUCACCCCGCCCAUGCUCAGUGGGGUAGUUCGCCGCCAGCCGCGUGCCCUGGACCUCAGCUGGACAGGUGUCUCCAAGAAGCAGCUCAUGUGGCUUCUGAACCGACUGCAAGGCCUGCAGGAGUUGGUGCUCUCUGGCUGCUCGUGGCUCUCUGUCUCUGCCCUUGGCUCAGCCCCACUGCCAGCCCUGCGGCUCCUGGACCUCCGCUGGAUCGAGGAUGUUAAAGACUCCCAGCUCCGAGAGCUGCUGCUGCCUCCACCAGACACUAAACCAGGGCAAACAGAGAGUCGUGGACGGCUACAGGGGGUGGCCGAACUGCGCCUGGCAGGUCUGGAGCUGACAGAUGCCUCCCUGCGGCUCCUGCUGCGCCAUGCGCCCCAGCUGAGUGCCCUGGACCUGAGCCACUGCGCCCAUGUCGGGGACCCCAGUGUCCACCUCCUCACUGCUCCCACUUCCCCACUCCGAGAGACCUUGGUACACCUCAAUCUUGCUGGUUGCCACCGCCUCACAGACCACUGCCUCCCGCUGUUCCGACGCUGCCCACGUCUCCGCCGCCUAGACCUGCGCUCCUGCCGCCAGCUUUCACCUGAAGCUUGUGCCCGGCUGGCGGCUGCCGGCCCUCCUGGUCCCUUCCGCUGCCCAGAGGAGAAACUGCUUCUCAAGGACAGCUAGUCGGGUGCCCCCCACCCUCCCCCAGGACUCAUCAGGAGCCUGGACCUCGGGCCUUCAUUUCAUCCUCUGUUGGGAGGCCAGGUUACCCACCUCAUGACUUGGGAUUCCUGAGUUUUGUGACUUGGGGAUUCCUACCCAGGGACCGGAGCCAGCCUCCCCCUUCUCUUCCUCCUGCACUGAUAUCUCUGGGGGUCUCUCCUUCCCAUCUCCCCCUUCCACCUGCUUCAUUGUCCAUCCCCUGGGGGGAGUGGGUCAGAGGUACAGGGGGGUGCUGAGCCAAAGGGAUGGUGGGAGGGGGGUUAAGGUGCAAGUUUGAGGGAGGGAGAAUG
Messenger RNA from Sciurus carolinensis (gray squirrel), 3106 nucleotides. RefSeq names its product F-box and leucine rich repeat protein 19 (gene Fbxl19). Gene Ontology annotation, biological process: protein demethylation; regulation of transcription by RNA polymerase II. Bases 687 to 2777 code for a protein of 696 amino acids. Gene Ontology annotation, molecular function: protein binding; zinc ion binding; DNA binding. The record is from RefSeq and is a predicted model, not a curated record. The transcript is spliced from 13 exons. NCBI's taxonomy places the organism in Eukaryota, Metazoa, Chordata, Mammalia, Rodentia, Sciuridae.